Pimephales promelas (fathead minnow) is the source of this 3675-nucleotide messenger RNA. It is a transcript of the gene tmem150aa, whose product is annotated as transmembrane protein 150Aa. Lineage: Eukaryota; Metazoa; Chordata; Actinopteri; Cypriniformes; Leuciscidae. Gene Ontology annotation, biological process: protein localization to plasma membrane. Gene Ontology annotation, cellular component: plasma membrane. The record is from RefSeq and is a predicted model, not a curated record.
CGCGAGGAACAGGGUUAGUAACAGUGCCUUAUCUUAAAGCAACAACCACGGUUGAGUCAGGUUGGAAGCAGGGAGUUGCAGGACUUGAGGCCUGGAUUUGGCAGCCGGAAAGAAGGGGCAAGCGUGGCAUCCCUCUCCUCCUCUCAUGUCCCCUCCCUGUGUGUCCUUGCAUGUCAGUGCCCCCUUGUCAUCCCCCCCUUGUCUCACCCCUCCAGUCCACUGUGUUCCUCCCCCUCAUGCUUGGGACAGACUGGCCUCACCGUCAGACCAAUGACUGCCUGGAUCAUUCUGCCUGUCAGCCUGGCUGCCUUCUCUAUCACUGGGAUUUGGAUAGUAUAUGCUAUGGCUGUAAUGAACCACCAUGUUUGCCCUGUCGAAAACUGGUCGUACAAUGUGACAUGCACAGAGGAAACAGCCAAGCCGGGCUUCCAGAAAACAUGCUGCACCAUUCAAGACAUCCCCCUCAUCAGUAAAUGUGGAUCUUUCCCUCCCGAGAGCUGCCUGUUCAGUCUCAUUGGCAAUGUGGGAGCUUUUAUGGUGGUGUUGGUGUGUUUGCUGCGGUACGCUCAGAUCAUCGAGCACCGGAACCAUUGCUGGCUCAACACCAGCGGACUUGUGUCUGGAUGUACUAAUGCUGUAGGACUAGUCAUGGUGGGCAACUUCCAGGUGGACCAUGCAAAAACACUUCAUUAUGUAGGUGCAGGUGCGGCCUUCCCAGCAGGCAUUCUGUUCGUGUGUUUGCAAUGUUUGCUGACCUACCGGGUGGCUGUCACCUCUCUGGACUACUGGAUGGCUCACGUUCGUGUAGCACUGGCUACCGGUGCUCUCAUCACACUGGUUCUUAGUGGAAUAUUCUUCAUCCACGAGAGCUUUGUUUUACAACAUGCAGCGGCCAUCUGUGAGUGGGUCUUCACUGUAAUCAUCCUCGUGUUCUACGGGACUUUCACCUACGAGUUCGGCACGGUCACAACCGAGACCAUGUUGGCCGGCCUCCAGCGAAACCUCUCGCACGGGCCUGGUGUCAUGAUCGGAGACGACAUCCAAACAGGCGCCCUGGGAAGCAGCAAGGGUUUGAAAUCUCCAGGAGGAAGCAGCACAUCCACUCAUCUGAACUGCACUCACGAGAACAUCGCAAUGCUUUAAACGUAUCGGAACACGCAGUCACAUACUGGCUGAUGGGAUGCCUCACGACGGUGCUCUCUACAUUAAAGACCACGCUUGGGCCGAGAUUAAAGUGAUACAGAGGAACCGUCCAGUCUGAGUCGAGGCAGGUUAAGAGUUGAUCGGGUUUACAUGUGUGACUGUUGUGGCUUACCAUUUCAAAUUUGAGUUUUGUCAUCCUGUUUUUUGCCUUGCGAGAAGCUUCUGUUGGGUUGUUUGUGGAUGAGAAGGACAGAUUGAUUUUUUCUAAAGAUAUAGACAGAUUUUAGCUCCACUUUAAGGUUUAAGGUUAUUGUAAGCACAGAUCCUAUGGUUUGCCAUGUUACUUUGCUGUCGCUUGAACUGUUCCACUGGGUGAUGGGGUCAAUUUUUACUGUACUUGCACAAAUGUUUCAGGGUUAUUUCUUUUAGAGCUUGCUUCCGUUUGCCCACCCUUACUGUUGUAAAUGGAUGAUUUGCACGUAACACAACAAAUGAACUUGUGGUUUUAAGUUCUUUUCACUUUUAUUUGGGAUUGCAGACUAUCAGGAACCGAGUAUUGUUAUCUUUUUUGAAAUCGUGAAUGUCUAAGGUAUGGACCGAACUAUAGCCAUUUGGAAUUAGUUGAAAAAUACAUUUCAAUUCUAAUCUAAUUUGUUGAAUGAAGUCCUAUUCACCCAUUUUUGUAAUUGUGGCCUUUUUAAUGAUGCAGUGGGCAGGAUAAAUGUUUUGUCGUGCUGGGUCGCUUUUGUCCGCCUUAUUCUCUUAGGAGAUGGGUUUUUGUUUUUCAUUUCGAGCAGGAGUAAGUGAUGUAAGAUGUCACCAGCUCUAACCUUGCCUUCCUGAUUAGUUGAGAAGUUGUAGAAUAAGUAUAUUCGCAUUGACUGUACGGUUUAUAUAUACAGUAUAUAUAUUUUUAAAAUAAUAUUUCUUUAUAUAUUUUUUUCUCUGUCAAUGUCAAGGGUCAUGAAAACCACUCCAAAAAUGCCUCAUCCAUUCAGAGUUUUACAUUGUGGUUUUGCUUACAUAUCUUUGCUGAUUGUUUUGCGUAGUUUUGUGAUCCACACUGACAUAACUAAUCAAACUUUAGUGAAGAGAUAUUUUGUUAUCCGCACAUAAGUUUUUGUUUUUCUCCGUUGCCAAAGGAUUCAUUUUAUUUAGCUAAAUAUGUGUACCAUAUGCCUUUGAUUCAUUUAACUUUCAUUGUUUUUUUUGUUUUGUUUUUUUUUUUUUUGUGUGUAUUAGGACACAUAACCACUGAGAAAAUGGCAGUACUACAAUAUUAUCAUAUUUUGAUUCGAUUAUAUCAAUGACAUUGGCUGGUCUCCAGGCUGGAACCUAGGAAGCCAAGUUUGAACUUUCUGAGGGUUGAGUGGUUAUGGUGGCCUUAACAGUACUGUCGUAUUUGGUUGAUGUUUCCAAUUAGUGUCAGUCAUAUGGUCUGUAUUGUUUUUAAAGUAACUCCAGAUUUAUUGUGCUUUAACGUUUAAAUUUCACACAGAAAUGUGCCAGUUACAGUUUCUGUUUGUUUGCUGCCCUUCAAUGAGACAGACAAGUUUCAUGCCAAUGAUUAGACUGUAAAUUUAGAGGUGGUCUCUAGGCGCCAUACAUGUUUAUCUCUGUUGACUCCAGAGAGCUAUUUGAAAUAUUGUUUCUCGCUCUUCGCAUGCUAAGGUAAGAUUCACAGGGCUGCAAUGUACAACACUGAAACCAUCCAUUAAAUAUAAUUUUGAAAGGUUUUUUUUUAUUGCUUUCUCCUCAAUUUAUUAUUUGGUCGUUACACAAUACAAAACUCAAACCAAAAAGUAAUUUAAACAAAAACAAUAGGGAAUAAAGUCUUGGGGAAUAUAAAGCAUGUUUAAAUGAGCUUAAAAAGUCAAUGUUGAUGUCAUUUCUCAUUUCUUUUUUUUUGACAUAAAUUACAUGCAAUACUUGUCAAUGCAUAUAGUGCGCAUAUUAUAUUAUCUGAAUAAUAGGUUAGUCAUUUAUAGGUCACCUAAGAGCAAAAGGAUGUGUAAGAAUCGUUUCAUUUCUUAGACUUGGUCAAAUACUUUAAAAACACAUGGGAAAAUUGUUGGAUGUUUUCAUUGAAUUUUGUUGCCAAUUUUUGCGAUGUAUCUGUGAUCGUGAGACAAUGUUUGUAAGAGCCUAUAUAUAUAUAUAUAGGAUUGAGGAUCCCACACUUUAAAAACUAAGGACUAUGUGAAUUUCCUCACAUGAAAAUGAUGGAAAUGUGUUUCUGGUUGAUGUUUAUUUCUUGUUUAUUUCUCUAGAUAGAAGUUAUUUUUCUGAUGCCUUUAAACAAUGUAAUCAAAGUAUUUUUUAUCAACACAAUGCAUCUGUGGAGAACGGAACAAAGACUUGAGGAUCACACUCCAAGCGAAAUAAAAAUAAUGCAAAGAUUAUUUUUAUUUUAUAAAUUACUUAUGUAAAUAAGUAAGAUUUAUGUAUCAUUUCAAUGAUUUUCUUUGACAAGAGAUUUAUAUUGAAUAAUUACCAAAAUGUCUGAUGGAAAAUAAACAAGUGUAUCUGUAA